Molecule: messenger RNA, 2157 nt
Organism: Ogataea philodendri
Lineage: Eukaryota; Fungi; Ascomycota; Pichiomycetes; Pichiales; Pichiaceae
Exons: 1
Coding region: 1-2157 (718 amino acids)
Cellular component (GO): fungal-type vacuole membrane
Molecular function (GO): oligopeptide transmembrane transporter activity
Source: RefSeq, a predicted model, not a curated record
AUGCCGAUCACGGCCAAACUGCCCAACGAUAUGCCCUGGGAUGCAAAGGCUGCCCUGCCCCAGGUGACUUUUCGGUCUACAGUUGCGGGGCUCCUGAUAGGGUCGAUUAUCCUCGUGUCCAACUUCCAGUUCGGCCUUCAAACUGGCUGGGUUUCGAUGAUGUCUCUUCCAUCUGCAUUGCUGGGCUUUUCGAUCUUCCGCAGUCUCCAGUCUCGUCUCCAUUGUCAAUUCACCGAUGUCGAGAACGUCUUUGUUCAAAGUGUUUCUGUGGCGGUCGCGACGGGGCCUUUGGCGUACGGGUUUGUUGGCAUCAUUCCGGCCAUCGAGAAGCUCAUGACUGAUUCAGAGAGCGGGUACGAGUCGGGGAUUGAUCUCCAGCCGCUUUGGAAGCUGACGGUCUGGGCCCUGGGUCUCGCGUUUUUUGGAGUCUUUUUUGCUGUUCCACUACGAAGACAAUUCAUCAUCAAGGAAAAGCUCCCGUUUCCCAGUGGCAGCGCCACAGCAACACUGAUCUCCGUUUUCCACGGAACGACCAUCAACGUGGAGUCCAAGCCAGCUCUAGCAGUCCAGCCAGCUCCGCAAGAACAGCUCGAGCCCGUGUUAGAGCCAACCACCACCCCCAAUAAUGUCACAAUCGUCGAGUCGCAGGACCUGUGUCAGCUCCAGCAACUCGAAACAUACCAAACAAACAUCAAGCUUCUUAUAUCCACAGCCAGCGUAUCGUCUGUCUACACCAUUUUCGGGUACUUUGUUCCACAGAUCAAAAGCAUACCGAUCCUCGGGUCAAACUUGUCCAAAUCGUAUAUGAUCAACUUCCAGCCUUCUCCUUCAUACAUCGGCCAAGGAAUGAUCAUGGGAUUUGCAACCACCGCUUAUAUGAUGGUUGGUAUGGUUCUGGGAUGGUGUGUUCUUAGUCCGUUGGCUCAAAAGAUGGGCUGGGCCCCAGGACCGGUGGACGACUGGAAAGACGGAGCCGAGGGCUGGAUCAUGUGGAUCAGUUUGGCCAUCAUGAUCAGCGACUCGAUCGUUUCGUUUGUGGUCAUUGUGUUCAAGUCCCUCUACUCUCUAUAUUAUUCCGACUCCUCCAGCUCGUCUGAAACUCCGACAGAUCCAAACUUUGCCGACGAGAUUGAACGUCUGAUAGACGAGAACGAGCCUCCAUCCGACGAGGACGUGUCCAACAGCACGUACCACGGAGGAAACUCCGCUGAUAACGUGAAAAUUUCAGCUCCUCCGUCAUUGGUGGCCUCUGAUCUAACAGACAGGUCGACCUACGUUGACCUGGACGAGUCACACCAGGUUUCUACCACCGUCACUGUGGUUGGACUGAUCGUUUCCUCGUUGGCGUGCGUUGUGUGCACGAAAAUCGUGUUUGGCCCCGUCAUCCCGCUCUAUGCCAUUGUCACAGCCAUCGUGCUUUCUCUCUUCCUUUCCGUGUUAGGAGUGAGAGCCCUGGGAGAGACGGAUCUCAACCCGGUGAGCGGGAUCGGCAAGCUGUCGCAGCUGAUCUUUGCGCUCAUCAUUCCAAAGUCGCAGCCAGGAGCCAUUCUGAUCAACCUGAUCUCCGGAGCAAUUUCCGAGGCCGCCACCCAACAGGCCGGUGACCUGAUGCAGGACCUCAAAACAGGCUAUCUCCUUGGCGCGUCGCCAAAAGCACAGUUUGUCGCUCAAAUAUACGGCUCUCUGUUCUCUGUGGUGCUUAGUGCUAUAAUGUACAAGCUCUACAACACCAUAUACGAGAUUCCAAACCAGAUGUUCAAGAUCCCAACAGCCAUCAUUUGGAUCGACUGUGCGCGACUGGUGAACGGUUCCGGACUGCCACCUCGCGUGUUUGAGUUCGCUGUUGUGCUGGGCAUACUGUUUGCAAUCAUCUCAUUUGCCAAAAACACCAUUUCUCCCGAAUCCAAGUGGCACAAGUAUUUGAUAUAUCUGCCGAGCGGAGUUCCCGUGGGAAUUGGCAUCUACAACAUUCCUUCCUUCACGCUAGCACGGUUUGUCGGGGGUCUGUUGUCGUACGUUUGGCUACAAAAAAUGGCGUUGGGCAAUUCCGACGCCCGGGUGCGUUUAAUCAUCUUCAGCAGCGGCCUGGUGCUUGGAGAGGGGCUCUUCAGCGUGAUGAACAUGAUCCUGACCAGCCUGAACGUGCCCCAUCUAUGA